Aspergillus tanneri is the source of this 795-nucleotide messenger RNA. It is a transcript of the gene esdC, whose product is annotated as GTP-binding protein EsdC. The transcript is spliced from 2 exons. The record is from RefSeq and is a predicted model, not a curated record. The coding region runs from base 1 to 795 and encodes 264 amino acids. NCBI's taxonomy places the organism in Eukaryota, Fungi, Ascomycota, Eurotiomycetes, Eurotiales, Aspergillaceae.
AUGUCUGCUGUUCAACUUAAGUUCUCCCUUCGGACUUCCUCCAAUGUGAAGACCGUCCAUCUUCUCGGCUCCUGGGAUAACUACUCACGCCAGAUCCCCCUCUCCCGGGAUGAUUCCAAGCCAGGCGCAUGGAUUGGAAAAUUCCGCUUCCAGACCUCGAUGCUCAAGCUGGGCGGCCGCUAUUGGUAUUACUAUAUCAUGGAUGGGUACCAUGUUUCCCAUGAUCCCGCCGUCGACUACACCGUGGAACCCACUACUGGCCGUAAACUCAACAUCCUCGACGUCCCCGGCGGCAAGAAGUCGUCGGCUCAGUCGUCGGCACCCAAGACCCGACGAACGUCCGGAAACAUAGUCACCGGCCGGGCUUUGUCUCCAUCUAAGAUCCAGCACCCGAAGCCGUCUAAGCCGUACGCGUCUCGGCAAAUCCGCGAGACAGACUUUGCACCCACCAUGGAAGACCUCACCAAGCGCUUUGCGGGCUCUCGCUUGUCUGACGAGUACUCGUACUCAAACAGCCCACCCAGCUCCGUUGGCUCGUCCCUGUCAUCCCGGUCGUCGGGCAGCACUUCGCCCUCGUCGCUCUCGUCCAUGAGUGACCCGCCCGCGCCCGUUUGCCGUUGUGAACGCUACGGAAUCACACGCAAGGGCGACCGCGUCAAACUCGACUGCGGUGGAAGCCGGUGUGGCUACGUCACCGAGUCCUCCGAGGCUAGCUGCUCUGAGUCCGACAGCGACGAGGAAUAUCGUCGAGCUCGGAGCGCCGUCCGACGCCAAGGCAUCGUGGUCCGUCGUUAA